Messenger RNA from Rotaria socialis, 291 nucleotides. Lineage: Eukaryota; Metazoa; Rotifera; Eurotatoria; Philodinida; Philodinidae. The record is from the annotation of a GenBank genome assembly.
AUGACAAGGAGGAUGAUCAUAUUGAUAUUAGCUAUUAUGAAAAGUGUUUAUGAUGAACCAGAUUAUUCAUCAACAGCAGUUAAUCGUUGUGCUUUAGCUGCUGAUUUCAAUGCAACCGAUAGUGAACUUUAUUAUAUUGUGAAAAAUUCUUGGGAAACAUCAUGGGGUAUUGAUGGUUACAUCUGGAUGAGUCGAAAUAAGAACAAUCAAUGUGGCAUUGCUACUAUGACUAGUUAUCCUCGUUUUAAAAAUUUACAACCUAUUUUUUGUUUGUAUAAAAGUGAAAAUUAG